AUGGAUGAGGCAAGUGGCAUCGCUAUAGGAUACAUCCAAGAUCUGAUUACGCAGAAUCGGAUACCUGAAUUCGACAACCUGUAUCUUGACAUGAAUGGCAUUGUGCACAACUGCUCUCACAACAACAACGACAACGCCCACUACCGUAUUUCCGAAGAAGAGAUCUGGAUCGGCAUCUUCAACUAUGUGGAUCACGUUUUUGCAAAGAUCAAGCCCAAGAAGUUGUUCUUUUUGGCUAUUGAUGGUGUGGCGCCAAGAGCAAAGAUGAACCAGCAACGAUCUCGUCGUUUCAGAACAGCCAAGGAUGCCGAAGCAACAAGAUUGAAAGCAUUGGAUCGUGGUGAAGAAUUGCCUGAAGAACCACCUUUUGAUAGCAAUUGUAUUACGCCAGGUACCGAAUUUAUGGCCAAGUUGACCAAGCAGCUGCGAUACUUUAUCAGCAAAAAGGUAUCCGAAGACUCCAAUUGGCGAGAUGUGGAAAUUGUACUUUCUGGACCCGAGGUACCUGGUGAAGGCGAACACAAGAUUAUGGAAUACAUUCGUUUGGCAAAAGCACAACCUGGCUACAACCCCAACACUCGACAUUGCUUGUAUGGCUUGGAUGCCGAUCUUAUCAUGCUUGGUCUAUUGAGCCACGAUCCUCAUUUCGCAUUAUUACGUGAAGAAGUAACAUUUGGUCGUCAAAACAAAAAGCGAAAGUCAAGCUUGGAUUCUCAAAACUUUUAUCUUAUGCACCUAUCAUUGCUAAGAGAAUACCUGGAUCUGGAAUUCAGCUCGCUCAAGGACACGUUACCCUUUGAAUACAACUUGGAACGCAUCAUUGAUGAUUUUGUCUUGCUGGCCCUCUUUGUUGGCAACGAUUUCCUUCCGCAUUUGCCCAACUUGCACAUCCAUGAUGGUGCCCUCAGUCUCAUGUUCAACAUUUACAAAAAGACUUUGAUGGAUUCGGAUGGUUACCUACAGGAUGCUGGAGUGCUCCACGCUGGUCGUUUGCAAAAGAUCCUGAAUCAAUUGACCGAGGCAGUUGAAAAGGAAUAUUUUGAAGCUGAACGUGCGGAUAUGUUAUACUUGGCCGGCAAACGUGAAGAUGGCCAAACCGAACGCGAGAUGCUGGAUGCUUUGGAAAAGAAAAAGAAGGGUGCUUUAACUAUCACGGAGACGCAAAAGGAGCUCUUUGCACAGAUCAAAUCAUUCAUUAUGGAACACAGCCCUGCAAAUCCUGGUCAGCUCCAUUUCAAGCCUUCCCUUAAGGCUCGUGAUCGCAAGUUUAUCGAGAAUGUCGCCGAUGAUUUUGGUCUUCAUUAUGCUAUCGAAUAUUCGAACGAGGACAAUUCCAAGCACGUGUAUAUUGAAUUUGAGGAGAACGAAGAGGGCGAGGAAGACGUUUCAAGUGUCGAAGAGCUUGAUGAAGAGGCGCUUGCUGCACGUGAUCGCGUUCUGGCAAAGUAUGAGAAUGCCACAGUCGUCAAGGAUAUGAUGACGGAGGAAGAGCUGAAUAAGCGAGAGAAGGAACGAUUUGAUGCGGAUUUUGCUGAAUGGAAACGUGAAUACUAUAAGGAAAAAAUGAAUAUCGAUUUCGACAAUGAAAAGGAAAUGGAGGGUAUCUGUCGUUCGUACAUUGAAGGCAUUCAAUGGGUGUUGCGCUACUACUACAGCGGUGUUGCGUCCUGGGGAUGGUUUUAUCCUUAUCACUAUGCGCCCAAGAUGUCGGAUUUGGUCAAUAUUACAAAGUUCCAGGAUGCCAAAUUUGAGCUUGGCAAACCUUUCCGCCCCUACGAGCAGUUGAUGGGCGUGUUGCCAACAUUGAGCAAGAAACUUUUGCCGCGUGCAUACCAGGAACUCAUGACGAGCACGACUUCGCCUAUUCUUGAUUUCUACCCAAGUGACUUUGAUAUGGAUUUGAACGGCAAGCGUCAAGAUUGGGAAGCGGUUGUCAAAAUUCCCUUUAUUGAUGAAAAGCGAUUGCUGGAUGCGAUGAAGACCUAUGAGCAUCGACUUUCAAAGGAGGAAAAGAAACGUGCCAAGUUUGGAGACUCUUUCAAGUUUGUUUUCGAUGAAUCACUUGCCACCAAGGAAUCAGUUUACCCAAGCUCUUUGCCUGGCAUUUUCCCUGAUAUCCAUCAUUGCAUGUCACGUGAAGAAGUUUUCCAUCUUCCAACAUUGGAUGGCGGUCUCUCUUUCAGAAACCAUUUGCUGGACGGCGUUCAACUUGGCAAGGAUGCAUUGGCUGGUUUCCCUUCGCUGGACACAGUCCCUCAUAAAGGCGAGUUGCGUUUCCACAAUGUGAAUGUCUUCCAACAAGAGAGCAAGAAUGAAACCAUGGUUGUGACUCUUGAAAACCAAUAUGAAGAUGUCAAUAUUGAGGAGAUUGCCAAGAAGCUUUUAUACAAGCGUAUCUUUGUUCAUUAUCCCUAUCUCCAGGAAGCUGUUGUCAUUGGUGUGUCUGAUUUGCGUGCCAAGUAUUAUAUCAAGAUCAGUGGCCGAAAGAAGCAGAUCCGUGAACACGUGUUGGAUGAUGCUGAAAAGGAGGAUUGGCGAAAGCGUAUUGGCCGUGUCGAGUAUAUGUCAAGCAAACGAUUUGGAAUGGAAAUCGGCAAAACUGAGAUUGGUGUGCAUGUGUGUACCUUGCGUGGCAUGAAAAAGACCGAGGAUGGUGCUCUUGUUAAGGAGUAUAUCAAUCCAGCUCAGGAAGAUCUCGUACCUUUGCAGACGAUCGUGACAGAUGUGGCACACCCUGAUCCCCGAUACAUGGAGAAGCCUCCUCCUCCAGUGACUCAAGAAUACCCACUUCAAAGCAAGGUCUUCUUCUUGGGUAGUGCCAUGUAUGGUACACUCGCCACUGUGAUGGGUCAUGGCAAGCGUGAUGUAGUGGAUGUGCAAUUGAUUGUACCUGUCGAUCAUCGUCAGCGUAACGAGCCCAACUUUGGUCGUGCAGUUGCCAUGAAACAGCGUGAAACGAUCCAAUACACGCCCUCUUACGUUGUCAGCAGCACGCUCGGCAUUGAUGGAUUGGUGCUUUCCAAGAUUACAUCAUCAUUGACGAUUCAGGACAAGGGAUUACAGCGCAUUAAUCUCGGCUUGAAUCUCAAAUUCGAAGCAAGACAGCUCAAGGUGGUUGGAUACACACGCAAGAACAACAAUGGUCAAUGGGAGUUCUCGAAUAAGGCCAUCGAUUUGAUUUGUCAGUACUUGAGAGCCUUCCCCAAAUUUAUUGAGUUGUUGCAUUCAAAGAAGGGUUCCGGUAUGCUGACCGUGGCUGAUUUGGUGUGGUCUGAAAGCGGCUCCAAGGAAGUGCAGCGUAUGAAACAAUGGUUGAAGGAAAAGAAUGUGGAUGAUCUUCCCAGAGCACCAUUGGACACCCAAGAAUUGGAAGAGCCCUUUGUCAAGCUUGUGGAAGAGUUGGCUACACAGUACAAUAACGAGUAUGAGGAUCUCCAAUUCAAAAAGGUGGUGAUUCGUCACGUGCCACGCAAUGUCCUUUUGAAGCCUGCAGAUGCAGAGGCCAAAUUGCAUACACAAACUUUCAAGCUUGGUGAUCGUGUGGUUUAUGCACUUGAUGCUGGUGCUGUUCCCUUGGCAACCCGUGGUACAGUGGUUGGUGUGCAAGAAAAGGUUGUCGACGUUGUCUUUGAUACGACAUUUAUGGGUGGUAAAAACUUGGAAGGCCGUUGCUCUGAUUUCCGAGGAUUGGCUUUGCCGUAUGCCAGUGUGAUCAAUCUCUCGUAUCCAGCUUUUGCUGUUCAUCCUGAAAGUGGUGACCACCAUCCUCCUCCUCCCAACAAAGGACGCAAUUUCAACAAAGACCAUCACAACAAUCACCGUGAUGGUGGUGGUGGCCAUCGUCCUCGAGCUCCCAAUGGACCCAAUAAUCAUCAUCAAGGCAACAAUGCAAAUGGCCAUCAUCACAAUGGUCCCAAACGCAAUCCUAAGCAGCAGCAGCAGCAGCAGCAAAAUCGUUAG
This is a messenger RNA of Lichtheimia ornata, 3960 nucleotides long. RefSeq lists its product as uncharacterized. The coding region runs from base 1 to 3960 and encodes 1319 amino acids. The record is from RefSeq and is a predicted model, not a curated record. NCBI's taxonomy places the organism in Eukaryota, Fungi, Mucoromycota, Mucoromycetes, Mucorales, Lichtheimiaceae. Gene Ontology annotation, cellular component: nucleus. Gene Ontology annotation, biological process: nuclear-transcribed mRNA catabolic process; rRNA catabolic process. Gene Ontology annotation, molecular function: RNA binding; 5'-3' RNA exonuclease activity. The transcript has 12 exons.